Messenger RNA from Triticum turgidum subsp. durum (durum wheat), 522 nucleotides. The record is from the annotation of a GenBank genome assembly. NCBI's taxonomy places the organism in Eukaryota, Viridiplantae, Streptophyta, Magnoliopsida, Poales, Poaceae.
AUGGCGGCCUUGCUCUGCAUCAGCACCCCCGCCGCCGCCGCCCUUCCCCACCUCCCGCGCGGACGCGCACCCCCGUGCGACGUCGCGCUCGCCGCUCCGGUGCCUGCCCGUCUCUCCCUCCGCCGCCGCGGCCUCCCAACUACAGGGCUGCGCUGCUCCGGCACGGAGGUGGGGGUUACGGAUGCAAUAAGGAUGGCCGCGGCCACGCCGUUCGGGCACAACCUGGUGGCGGUGGACAUCGUCGGUGACGAGGUGGCUGCCGACAAGCUCCAGUUGGGCUUCAAGGAGAUGGCCACAUAUGUCAUAUAUGGCACCGGUGCUUUCUUUGCCGGAUGGGUUUUGUCCGCUGUUGUUUCAGCAAUUGACUCCAUCCCCUUGCUCCCAAGAAUACUGGAGAUGGUGGGCCUCGGAUACACGGUUUGGUUCAGCUCACGGUAUCUUCUUUUCAAGGAAAACAGAGAGGAAUUGUUUGCCAAAGCUUAUGAUCUCAAAAUGAGAAUUGUUGGAUCCGGCGAUGCAUGA